Punica granatum (pomegranate) is the source of this 2169-nucleotide messenger RNA. Lineage: Eukaryota; Viridiplantae; Streptophyta; Magnoliopsida; Myrtales; Lythraceae. The record is from RefSeq and is a predicted model, not a curated record.
GCUGGUCGAGAUCCUAUAAAACAACCUAUUAAAAAAAAAAAAAAGAGAUCCUAUAAAACAGCGAUUUCAGUGUUCUCCCUCUCUCUCACUGUGAACACUCUGCUCUGCUCCCUCGACACAUUUCUCUCUCUCUCUCUCUCUCUCUCUCUCACCCGCACAAACUCACUGUGUUCUCUGCUCGCAACAACUCCUCCUCCUCCUCUUUCUGGAAUCUCAUCUCCUUCUCCCCGCCCCACCAUUGCUGUUUGUUUGAUCAUCCGAAGAUUUAAGCAUAGAAGGCGGUUCCUUUCUUGAGAAUCUUUUCCUUUUUUUCCAGAUUUUUUGUCCCCGUCUGCUGAAGAAGUUGAGCUUUCGAGGUCUCUCUUUUGAGCAGAUUUUUGAACCGUCCCUGUCUGUGUUGUCUGUCUUUGUGGUUAUCUCCAAACAAGGUUUUUGAAGCUUCUUCUUCACGGCUCUCCACUUCACCUUUUCUGGGUCUCCCACCACUGCUCUCUUUAUUCCCGUCCAUAGCCACGCUGAUCCUCUGGUUUCCAUUUCCGAUGCAAGAGUGAGAGAGAGACAGAGACAGAGAAGAGAAUCAAUAUAUCUUCAUCAGAGAUCAUCACUGAGAGACCCAAAAAAAAAAAGAAGAACGAAAAAGGAAGCUGAGAAAUGGACCGAAGCAUCCUAUGCCCGAUCAAGUACACCGAGCACAGAACCCUCUCCAAGAAACUCACUAAAACCCAGAAAUCCUCCGGCCCUCGGAACCCUCCCUUGCCCAGAACCGUCCGGAUAUCCGUCACCGACCCCGACGCCACCGACUCCUCCAGCGACGAGGAGGCUGACCCCUUCUUCUGCCGCCGUCGGGUGAAGCGCUAUGUAUCCGAGAUCUCCAUCGAGACCAGCUGCAAGACCGCGCCCACCCCAAGCAGCCGCAAGAGGAGCUCCAGUAGUAUAGGAGAGUCCCCCGCCGCUACUUCGAGGAAGCCGCUGAAGGUUCCCUCCGCCGACGGUAAUGGCAAGAAGUUCCGCGGUGUACGGCAGCGUCCAUGGGGAAAAUGGGCGGCGGAGAUUCGGGACCCGGCUAGGCGGGUGCGCCUAUGGCUGGGAACCUACGAUACCGCCGAGGAGGCUGCUAUGGUGUACGACAACGCUGCUAUCAAGCUUCGUGGGCCCGACGCGCUGACCAACUUCGUUACCCCGCCGUCCAAAGACAAGGCCUCUGAGGGGGUUAACGUCGACGUUAGCGUUAAGGUUAACGUUAGCGAUCCAUCAGUCUCAGGAUAUGACUCCGGCGAGGAGUCUCACAACCUCUCUUCCCCAACUUCAGUACUGCAGUUCAGGACCCAGUCCUCCAGCGACGACGCCGAGCCGGUUCACGAGCCGAGUCAGUCCAAAACAGUCGAGGAGGUUCAGGAGUGUCAAGGGGAAACGAGCCUGUCAGAGUCAGCCGAGUUCUUGCAGCUCGACCUGCCCCCGUUCAUGGACGAUUUCUUCAACUUCCAACCGCCGGACUGCACGCUCUUCGACGAUUCCGGGGCGCUGCACAGUAGCCUGCAGAGUGAGGAUUACUUCAGCGACUUGUUCCUGGAGACACUGCCUGACGAUUUCCCGUCGCUGUGCAUCGACACGUGUCCGGUGGAUGACUACUUUCAAGACAUCGGCGAUUUGUUCGCAUCGGACGCUCUCGCGGUCCCAUGAGAAGCUGGAAAUGGGGCUCAGGCUCACCCACCCGUAUUAGGAAGGGGGCGACCCAGUGAGAGUGAUCGUUUGAGUUGAGGCGUCGCCGCUGCUGGCUUGCCGGUUGGUUUCUCGGCAGAUUUUGUACCGGCGGCGACCGUUCAUGGGCCAGUUUUUUUUUUUUUUAAAUGGGGCUUAUUAUUAUUACUGUUGCCUUUUUUUAAAAAAAAAUUUUAGGAGUUUUAAAUUAUUUAUUUUUUGUUGGUAAAUCUCCGUUAAAACUUAACUGAGAUCUGAGAGUGGGAGAGAGCAAGUAGUCGUCGUGAGAAUAAAUAAAGCUGUAAAAUCUUUUUUAUUUUUAUUUUUUUGCCCAGAAAGUAAUUAAUGCUUAAUGUGUAAUCGAAAUUGCAUUGUCCGUCUGUCCAUUUUGUCAAUUCCCACGUGGCAAUGGUCUUCGUGUGUGAAUGACGUGGCUUGAGUCAAACGUCCACGUGGCAUUCCCUUUGCCUC